AUGGUUAUGCCUGCUCUUUUAUUCCAGAAACCACAUCCCAAAUCUAAGGCACAAGAGCAGACUUUGUAUCUAAAUCGUAGACUUAAGCAAUGGAUGGAUGGGAAUAUCAAUGGUCUGCUAGAUGAGGGUCGUGCUAUCCAAAAACGCUUAGUCAGACAAUAUCUAAGCAGCGGUCAUCUGAUGAUACUGCGCGAGUUUCGCAAAGUUGAUGAUGCAGGGUAAAGUAUGAGUAGCACUUCGGAUAAUAUCCGAAGACAAUAGAGGAUGUCUGACCUUAGAUAGCUGUGUUGCCCCUGACAAUCCCAAGACCGUCAGACAAGUCCUGUUAAAGAAGCAUCCACUUAAUAUACCACCUGUUCAAUCGGCGGUACUAAAUGGGGAUUGCAACAUGGAACCACACCAGUUAUUUUUGAUAGGAUUGAUGGAGAGUUGAUACAGAAUACGGCCAUUAAAACAGAAGGAGCCGCAGGACCAUCUGGUCUUGAUGCAAUGACCUGGCGACGACCCUGUACAUCUUUUAAGGUUACUCUACAUGAUGGAAACCCAUUUCACCAAAAUGCUCACUGCACGCUCAAUUUUCAAGUUUUCCCCUUCAAAUUCCGCAUGCAUAGUGAUAAAAGAUUGCUGUAGCUAACGAUUUGCCAAAAAUUCUACAUCUUUAAAAACUGUACUUGCUACGGGUUGCUUUUGAAAAUAUGACGGCCUUUGCGUCACGAGAUUAGAACGCUUCUGAUUUAACUCAAAGGUCUCCCAAACAUAAUAUUUCGCGUUUUUUGACAGGUAUUGUAUUUGCUUUGAUAUAAAGCAGACAAGUUGACUCAUCUAAAUUUUGGGAGAACGGCAGAACAGAUGCCUAUAACUUGAAAAGUAUGGCACUAAAUAAAAAACGCGAACAUGGUUUUGCUCCUAUACUAUUGUUCAGCAUUGUGGCAAAGUUUGGAGGGAAUCGGAUAAAACGUGCACGUUUCUAAACUGUUUUUUGGGACAAUCUGAGAAUAUUUCAAUCCCCGUAAAAGACAAUAUUAGAUUUGGCGGGGUUUUUCCGCUCUCUGUUAUCACCUCGAACUGUAAUCGGAUUAAAAUUAGUAAAGUGUGUUUUCGCAAGGGUUUUAGGUGUCAUUCACUCAUUUUCAGUUUAUCACAAACCGUACAUGCGAGAAACCACACAAAAAAACUUGCUAAUAUGCCGGCGAAACGCAAAUGUAAGGGGGUAGCUAUACAGACCGAUCCAAACCGGCCAAAUGAAAAUGCAGUAGAAGAUCUGUCGUGCUCCACGAAGACACAAACGAGGUUGAAGGUCACACAUCCGGUAUGGUGUUCGCUAGAUAGUAUACUUCAAAAUAAGGUUUCCGUUUUUAUAACGUAGAAAAAACUAUCGUAACGCAAAACUAAACCCUAACCCUAAUACUAAACCUAACCCUAACCCCAACCUAACCCUAACCUAAACCCUAACCUAACUCUAACUUAUUUUAAAAAUAGAAUAAAAACGGAAAUCUUAUUUUGAAAUAUACUAUCUAGCAAUUGCCGUUACAUCCGGUAUCGAGUAUCAUAUUUAUCCACAUAUUGUCUAUUACAAUUACAACUUUCGCGGCAAAAGAAUCAGUGGUUAUAACAUUUUUUGUUAUAUUUCGGACGCAUUUUAAUAUUUUUGAAAAAAACUUGGGGCAAUCAAGAGAUCUCCAGCCCCUGAAUAUAAAUCAAUAAAAAUGUAAAAACUGAUGAAAUUAGUGUUUUCAUCAUAUAAUGUAACCUUAAAUCAUGUUCAGUUGGUCUAUGUGACGCUUUAGCCGUAGUUGCUAGAAGAUUCUGCACUACUCUUGUUGAUCCAUCAAGUUUAACAUCAUUUGUUGGUAGUCGCUUGAUUGCGCUUGAUAAAUGCCCUGGAGUACGUGCGGUCGGAAUUGGUUAGGUGGCUCGGCGUUUAUUAGUAAAGCGAUUGUCAGAGUGAUUGGCAACGAGAUUCAAGAAGCUACAGGUCCACUACAGACAUGUACUGCACAUUUAUCCGGUUGUGAGGCAGCUGUUCACGCUAUGCAUCAAGUGUUUGAAGAUAAGGAUGCGGAUGGUGUUAUUCUUGUAGAUGCUACCAAUGCUUUUAACUGCCUAAACCGUCAAACUGCCUUAAUUAAUAUCAAGCAUCUUUGCCCAGCACUAUCGAAGGUAUUGACAAAUACCUACAGAUAACACAUUCCUUUGUUUAUAGACAGAGAAGUAAUUUAUUGGCAAGAGGGCACUACACAAGGAGAUCCCCUUGCAAUGGCAAUGUACGCUGUUGCUAUUACACCAUACAUUGAUCCAUCGCUGUUGCUAUUACACCAUUACAUUGAUCCAUCGCCUUUCUUAAGAGAGGAUAAGGCAAGUCUGGUUUGCCGAUGAUGCCUCUGCUGCCGGGAAACUUAGCGGUAUCAAAGACUGGUGGAACAACAUCUCAAAGAUAGGACGAGAAUACGGCUAUUUCCCCAAAACAAGACCUGGCGUGUUGUGAAAGAAAGGCACUUCGAAGAAGAAAGUAGCUUUUUCAAGACACAGGAGUGAAGAUUUCUCAGGAAGGAAAGAGGCAUUUGGGUUCAGCAAUUGGAACACGUUCUUUUUUAGAAAAUUACGUUGAAGAGAAAGUGUCAACAUGGAAGGAAUUACUUGAACGUCUCUCUAACAUUGCUAUGUCACAACUACAAGCCGCUUAUGCCGCAUUCACGCAUGGUUUUAAUAGCAAAUGGACAUAUUUAGCUCGGACAACCCCGAAUAUUGACAUUUUACUCGCACAACUUGAAGAAGUUUUAAGAUGCAAGUUCCUACCAGCUAUCACAGGACAAAAUGUAUUCGAUGACAACUUUUGCAAUCUUAUGGGACUAUCAGCUCGCCUUGGAGGCCUGGGCAUCACUGAUCCUUCCCAAAAAAGCUCCACUUUCUAUGAAAAUUCUAAAUCGAUUACAGCCACAAUCGUCAAUAUCAUUAUAGAUCAAUCGAGAGUAAGUCCUCCUGAGAUUAAAAAAACUCAAAUCAAUGAGAAAAAUCAUACCCGCAACCUACAAAGACGACAUGAAAAAGCUGAAGCAAACCUGAUUGCAGAAAGAUUGCCUCCAAAUCUACAGAGAGCGAUAGAAGUUUCUACUGAGAAAGGAGCUUCCACAUGGCUUACCGCGCUUCCGUUGUCUGACUAUGGCUUCAGCCUACAUAAAGGAUCUUUUCGAGAUGCAUGACCUAUGUCUAAGAUAUGGAUGGCUUCCUCAGCAUCUUCCUUCCCGCUGCGUCUGUGAUCAGAAGUUCACAAUAGAGCAUGCCUUUAAAUGCUCACGAGGAGGCUUUCCCUCAAUCCGACACAACGAGAUAAGAGAUAUUACUGCUGAUUUUUUGAUGGAGGUAUGGAGUUGGUGUCGAACCAGGCCUACAACCUGUAACUGAUGAAGCGUUUUCAUAAAGAUCAGCAAAUAGAGAAGAUGGUGCUCGACUGGAUGUUGUAGCAGAAAGUUCCUGUGGUCGCGAUCGGCAACGUGCAUUUUUGACGUCACGGUGUUCAACCCUUUCGCACCGAGCUAUCGAAACACCUCCCUCUCUCAAUGCUAUCGUAAGAAUGAACUGGAAAAAAGAAGAGCGUGUGACGAAAGAAUUAGAGAAGUAGAACACAGGUCAUUUUCUCCGCUGGUCUUCUCGACAGCUGGUGGUAUGAGUGCCACUGCAAACAUGGUCUACAAAAGAAUAGCAUCCUUGAUCGCUGAAAAACACGGCAAGCCAUAUAGCAAGACAAUAAACUGACUUAGCUUUUCAUUGUUACGAUCAGCGAUAAUGUGCCUAUGUGGAUCCAGAUCUUCCCACCACAAUCCAAUUAAUUCCUUUGGUUGGGAGAUUGAACAAGCACUAGUUGAAGGACGUGUAUCUUGCUAAACAAAAUAUAAACUGUAAUUGUAUAGGAACAUACGAACUCGUUUGAAAAACCAAUAAACAGAUGCAACUAAUCGUUUAACUUUAAACAUUUUUUUAUUGUAACUAUAAUUUUAAUGUGUAUUUUUAAUAAAAGUUCUUAUAUCCUUGUCUUUAAAAAAAAAAUUAAAAAAGCUCCCUAGACUCCGAGCGGAGCUCCAUAGGCCCCGCGCGGAGCUCCAUAGGCUCCAAGCGGAGCUCCAUAGAUUCGGAGUCGAGCUCCCUAAGCUCGGAGACAGCUCCUUAGGCUCCAACCAGAGCUCCAUAGGCUCGGAGCUGAGCUCCAUAGGCUCUGAGCCGAGUCUAUGGGGCUCUGCUCGGAGCCUAAGGAGAUGGCUCCGAGCCUAUGGAGCUCGGCUCUCAAUAUUCUUCGGAAGUAAUAAACCGAGAAACAUUUACCGGUUUACGAUUUGUUAAAUGCUAUCCAUGUAAAUGCCAUGAUUUCGUUAAUCAGUUUAUACUGACAAUACAAUUAUAUUAUAUGUAAGGUAUGGGCUACCUGUAGCGGACAUGCGCAGUAACAGAGAGAUUGAGACAGCAUGUUGAGAUUCUAGUUUGGUUGUUUUCGACUGUUUUAAGACAUAUAAUAACCUUUAUUAGAAUGCUUUAAUAGACAUAAUACAAUUCGUCGUAUUGUUAUUACACUGGUGGCAGCGGUGGGAUCGAACAAGACGGUUCUUCCGGAAAACAAGUUCUCAGGAGAGGAGGAUAUUCGAGAAUGUCUACACGAUUUUGAAAUAUUUGUUGCUGUGAACGAAUGGUCGGAUGUGAAAGCUGGGCAAAAUUUGGCAGUGUUUUUGAAAGAUGAUGCGAAGGCAUUUUAUCAUCAACAAUCGGACACGGUAAGGAAGAGUUACAAAGAGCUUUCACAGGCUUUGAAAGAAAGAUACGAGGGGGGCUUGGCAUUGUUAAAGUAUAAGAAAGAGUUUAAUGCCAGAAAUAGAAAGGACGGUGAGACGUUACAUUCUUAUUUGUCGGAUUUGAGAUUGUCGUACGAAAGAGCAUACAGUCCACCUAUAGUAGAUCCAUUGCCUGCAGAUGCAAAUGCAGCUCAGAAAACAGAACAUACCAAGCAAGAAGGAGCUUUAGUUUUUUACAACAGGAGAAAAGUUGAGGAUAUAUUAUGCCAAUUUGUAAAUGGAUUGGGGAAAGAGCUGAGAGAAGUUUUGAUACGUCAAGAUGAUUUACUCAAGAAAUCUGUAGAAAGCGUCCUUAAGCAAAUAUCCACCUUGGAGGAAGAACAAGGUAUUACCAGAAGAGUUUCUGCUGCACAGAGAGAAGGAAAACUGGAGUGUCACGUGGACGGUGCACAAAAGGUAGAAGAAGUGGCACACCAACAACCCAGUCUGGAAAACAAAUUAGAUGAAAUCCUCAAGAAUCAGCGUACCUUCCAAGCUGCAGCGGUUAAAGAGGGAGGUAACAGAUUUCCAGGAAAACAGAGGCCUGGUCUCAAACCCUCCGAUAUCUGCAGGGCAUGUAACGGUCGUGGACAUUGGGCACGCAACUGUCCUUCUUUAAACGAAGGAGGGGCUGGAUGCAGACCCCCGGUCCAGCCCUAAAGAGUCAGAAAGUGGUCAUGUACCCAUAUGGAAGCCCCAUACCACAAACUAAGAUUAGUACAGUACAGACCACCAGAGCACAAAGGGGAAGCUAUCAUGUGGAAGGAAUUGUAAAUGGGCUCAGAACAAAUUCUCUGGUAGAUACUGGGGCGGAAGUUAGUUUAAUAUGCGCAACUGUUCCUGGUUUAGAAGUUAGAGAAUCCUGCAUAGCACCAGUUUCAACUAACUAACCAACCUAUUACAGUUCAAGGUGAAACUGACGUGAAUCUUAGUUUAGGGUCGUUAAAAACUAGUUGGAAAUUUUUGGUUGUGGACAACCAUAAAGAGUCUGUUUUGGGAGCAGACUUUACAGAAAGUCAUUAUACUACUUCAUGGGGUAUUGCAGAUAACAAAUUGUGGUUUGAUGACGUAGGGAUACCACUAAUGGGUAUUAAAAACGCUGGUAUGGUGAGAGAUGACAACCACUCACCAGUGGUAGCUAAAUGCAUUGUGGAACUACCACCUCGGCACCAAGCAAUAAUCCCCAUGCGUACUAAAAAUAAGAGUUGUAAAAGAGGUUUAUUUGAACCAACUAAAACACCAGGUGGUGUAUUAUUGAGGAAAACAGCAGUAGAAGGAGGAAAAGAUGGACGUUUUUGGGUUAGAGCUGUAAAUUUGACUUCUAAUCCUGUCACACUAUACAAAGAUCAAAGAAUCGGGAUCAUUUCAGAGAUCGAGGACAUGUCAGAACCACUUCAUCUUAAUCCGAGGGAAGAAACAUCUACAGUUUCCAAUGUCAGAACAGAUCAUGGUUGUGCAACAAGUAUGUUAAGUGAAAUUGGUGUGGACUUGAGCAAGAAUGAGUUGAAUUCAUUCCAGUCAAAGCAAUUAGAGGAACUGAUACUGUCAUACUCUGACAUCUUCUCCAAGAACAAGAGAGAUUUAGGAAAGUGCAAGCUCGGAGUGAAACAUCACAUCCAUCUAAAGCAAGAGGCUGUCCCGGUCAAACAGCCUUUAAGACGAAUCCCAGUUGGAUAUCGAGAGGAAGUAAGAAAUGAUCUGAAAACAAUGCUAAUGAUGGUGUCAUUGAGAAAUCGUCAUCAGAAUGGGCUAGUCCAUUAGUCCUUGUGCGAAAACCUUCAGGAGACCUAGGAAUUGGUGUGGAUUAUAGAAAACUAAAUGAAGUUACAGCUGUAACCAGUUACCCCUUGUCUAACAUUACCGAGACACUGGACCGUUUAGCAGGGGCUUCAUUUUUCAUCUCUAUAGAUAUGACCUCAGGAUACCAAGUGGAAAUUGCAGAUGAGGACAAAGACAAGACAGCUUUUACAUCACCAUAUGAACUAUACCAGAUUGCAGAAUGCCGUUUGGACUUGCAG
Molecule: messenger RNA, 6835 nt
Organism: Paramuricea clavata
Lineage: Eukaryota; Metazoa; Cnidaria; Anthozoa; Malacalcyonacea; Plexauridae
Source: the annotation of a GenBank genome assembly